AUGGCUGCUACGGAAUCAGCCCUUCCGGAACUCAACAGCUUCCUCCCGAUUGACACUAGGAUCGCGGGGAAUCCAUUCUCCGACCUACCCCAGCAUGACGAGGCACUCGAUCUCAAAUUAAGUUCCCAAGAUUUGAAGGUCCAAGCUCAAGUGGCGGUGACGGAUAUUUCCUCAGGACAAAGCAGCGGGGAGGAAAAUGAUCUUAGCCCGCUGGAUCCAGAGCCGCUUCCCGUCGUUGAGUCGCCAUUAGUAUCGGAAACGGUCGAUCCUGAUCCUUUAGCGAAACCCCCGCUGACCCGGCGAGAUUCAGCCUGCUAUCUAGACGAGAAGGCUGGAUCCGCGCCUGUCACCGACGACAUCGGACAUGGAAAGUUCGAGGACCAGUCUGAUACUGCUCCCGCCACCGGGGCCAUUCCUGAAAGUCCGACACCAAAUGUGUCGGCGCUCAUAGUAGACCUCGGUGAUGUCUUGUGUAACUGGACCGCACCAGAAGCUCUGCCAGUAUCGCCGGCAAUGCUGCAUCGACUCCUCAAGACUCGCUUCUGGCAUGAAUACGAUUCAGGUGUGAUCACUCAAGAAGAAUGCUACAGCCGUCUUGCUACACAGUAUGGCCUUUUGUUAGCUGAUGUGGCCGAAGCAUUUAAGCAGGCCGCGCUAUCUCUCAGUCCUGAUGAAGAGGUCUUUGGUAUGAUCCGAGGAUUGAAAGAGACUUAUCGGGGCUCUUUGAAAAUCUAUCUCAUGUCAAACAUUCCCUUGCCUGAAUGGAACGCCUUGGAAGGGGAUGCACGGUACGACUGGAGCUUGUUCGAUGGCUUCUUUAUCUCUGCUCAAGUGGGCAUGUGUAAGCCUGAGCUUGGAUUCUUCCGGCAUGUUCUCAACAAGAUCAAUAUGAAGCCGAAGGAUGUGAUAUUUGUGGACGAUAACGCGGAAAACAUCCUCGCGGCCAGGUCGCUUGGCAUCAGGUGCCUCAGAUACAAGGAUGCUUCCGGGUUGAGGCAAUUCAUCCACCACAUCUUCGAUGAUGGCGUCGACCGGGGACGAGAGUGGCUGUACAAGAACGCUAAGACCAUGUGGUGCGUCACCCCAGAAGGACGAGAAGUCAGAGACAAUUUUGCCCAGCUCUUCUUGUAUGAAGCUGCUGGUGAUUUAGAUCUUGUCUCGAUGACAUUUUAUGAGCGUACAUGGAAUUACUACAUCGAGAAACCCAUCGAUACGGUGGAAAAGCACCCCGAUGACAUCGAUACCACUUCGCUGGCGAUGAUCCUGCUGCCCCACGACCUCGAGAAAGCACAUUCAAUUCUCGACCAAGUCCUCCUGUACACUAACAGAGAUGGCAUUAUUCUCGUGAGUAUUCUCCCUAAGCCAACCUUCCGAGGAGGAGAUACCGACGCUUCACAGACAUAUUUUGACAACAAGCGGCCUCGUAUCGAUCCCGCCGUCUGCGUCAAUGCUCUUCGCUUCUUUCACAAAUAUGGUCGGGACGACUUGCCCGCGCUACAGCCCACAAAAGCCUGGGUUUCGGAUGUCCUCUUCUACCGAGCGUACCUCGAUGGAACGUACUACUACCCCAGCGGAGACGUCUUCUUGUACCUUUUCAGUCGCCUCCUGGUUGCAAAUCCCGAGAGCGACAUAUACCGCAGCACUUGUGCCCUCCUGCGCGAGCGACUGCAAGAACGAGUCGGGUCACCAGGGGAUUCGGUGGAGCUGGCCAUGCGAGUGAUUGCUUGUCUUGAUAUGGGUCUCAAGAAUGAAGUUGACCUGCGGAAGCUGGAGGCGUUGCAGGAGGCAGAUGGCGGGUGGCCGGUCGGCUGGCUCUGUCAAACAGGUAAAAUCAGUUUGAAGAUCGGCAGUCGAGGCGUGGCGACGGCGUUGGCGGUCAAGGCCAUCGAGACGGCGCGGAGGAGUGGGAAAUGA
Molecule: messenger RNA, 1914 nt
Organism: Cladophialophora bantiana CBS 173.52
Lineage: Eukaryota; Fungi; Ascomycota; Eurotiomycetes; Chaetothyriales; Herpotrichiellaceae
Exons: 3
Coding region: 1-1914 (637 amino acids)
Source: RefSeq, a predicted model, not a curated record